Messenger RNA from Poecilia reticulata (guppy), 1871 nucleotides. RefSeq names its product sorting nexin 27a (gene snx27a). Gene Ontology annotation, molecular function: protein binding; phosphatidylinositol-3-phosphate binding. Lineage: Eukaryota; Metazoa; Chordata; Actinopteri; Cyprinodontiformes; Poeciliidae. Gene Ontology annotation, biological process: intracellular protein transport; endocytic recycling; signal transduction. The record is from RefSeq and is a predicted model, not a curated record. Gene Ontology annotation, cellular component: early endosome.
GUGAGUCGUGCCGUCACCGAGGGGCGUGUCCUCGCCAACAGAGUCGGUCUGUUUGGAGCUAACGUAACAGAAGGGACAGAGCUCAAGUGUUGUUUUGAAUUUGCUGGAAAUCACCGACUGCAAAAAAAAGAGGGGAGGGGGAUUUAAGAGCCCGAAAAAGAAGAAGAUGGCGGAUGUCGGAGGCGAUGAAAUUCGGCCGGCUCACCCCACGGCGUCCCGCUACAACGGUCCAGUCGUCGGUUCGUCCGCGGGCCAGAACGCAGCAACGGUAACGUCUGGUCCUCGGAUAGUGCGGAUCGUCAAGUCGGAGUCUGGCUACGGUUUCAAUGUUCGCGGUCAGGUCAGCGAAGGAGGGCAGCUUCGGAGCAUCAACGGGGAACUGUACGCUCCUCUUCAGCACGUCAGCGCUGUUCUACCCGGAGGUGCAGCAGACCGAGCGGGGAUAGCGAAGGGUGACAGGAUCCUUGAAGUGAAUGGGGUGAACGUGGAAGGAGCGACCCAUAAGCAAGUGGUCGACCUGAUCCGUGCAGCGGAGAAGGAGCUGGUUCUGGCCGUUCUGUCCGUUCCGCCUCAGGAAGCUGAUGGAUUAGAAGGAGGGGAGGACGUCCAGCCGAACUACGACUACAGCGACAAGCAGGCGGUGCCCAUUUCCAUCCCCACGUACAAACAUGUGGAGCAGCACUCGGAGAGGUUUGUGGUGUACAACGUGUACAUGUCAGGCAGACAGCUGUGCUCAAAGCGCUACAGAGAGUUUGCCAUCCUGCACCAAAACCUGAAGAGGGAAUUCUCAAACUUCAACUUCCCAAAGCUUCCUGGGAAAUGGCCCUUCUCCUUGUCCGAACAGCAGCUGGACGCUCGGCGCAGAGGCCUGGAGGAGUACCUGGAGCGAGUGUGUUCUGUGCGGGUGAUAGGGGAGAGUGACAUCAUGCAGGAGUUUCUCUCUGAAUCAGACGAGAACUACAACGGAGUCACAGACGUGGAGCUGCGGAUAGCGCUGCCCGACAAAACCACCAUCUCUGUGCGGGUUCGUAAAAACAGCACGACGGACCAGGUGUACCAGGCUUUAGUGCUGAAGGUUGGAAUGGACAGUAUUAUGGCAAGCUACUUUGCUCUUUUUGAAGUCAUCAACCAUUCUUUUGUGAGGAAACUCGCUCCGAACGAGUUCCCCCACAAGCUCUAUGUGCAGAACUACACAUCCGCCGUUCCUGGGACGUGCUUAGCGCUCCGCAAAUGGCUGUUCAGCGUCCAAGAAGAAGAGCUGCUCAGAGACAACCCGCUGGCACUGCACUACUGCUUCCACCAGGCACUGGACGAUGUGAAGAAGGGAUUCAUAAAAACGGAGGACAAAUCCUACCAGCUGCAGAAACUGGCAGAGCAGCGCAAGAUGGCCACAUACCUGAGCCUGCUGCGGACAUGCGAGGGCUACAACGAGGUGGCCUUCCCCCACUGCUCCUGUGACUCCAGGAGGAAGGGCCACGUCAUCACCGCCAUCAGCGUCCAUCACUUCAAGCUGCACGCGUGCACCGAGGACGGCACGCUGGAGAACCAGGUAAUAGCUUUCGAGUGGGCAGAGAUGCAGCGCUGGGACACUGAUGAGGAGGGCAUGGCUUUCUGCUUCGAGUACGCCAGAGGAGAGAAGAAACCGCGCUGGGUUAAGAUUUUUACUCCAUACUUCAACUACAUGCAUGAAUGCUUCGAGCGUGUCUUUUGUGAGCUGAAGUGGAGGAAGCAGGUGGAGGAAGAGGAAUCCGAUAAAGACAACAAAAACUGCAGCAACAAUGAGUACCUGCCUCCUCUGGAGACGCAACAGAAGGGAUGGCGCCACCUAGGGGGGGAAAUCGCAACGUCCUAAAAAAAAAAAAAAAAAAAAA